AUGCCAUGGCUUCUGGCCUUCUUGGUCUCCGUGGCACGGCCGGUGAAGAUCUAUGAUGCGAGCAACUACUCCGCCGCCACUUCUGACACGAGCGCGUCGUGUCGGGUUCUCUACUGGCCGCAAACCAGCCGAAAAUCGGGUCCUCUUCCCCAAGGGGCUGCCGACUUCUUUGACAUCAUAGUCACGGAUGAUGUCAAGCAGGCCCCAUGGUUGGGAGCAGAAGGAAAGAUGUACUUUCUGGAGGACCGGAACUUCCCCCUUGGUGACCUCUCAAGAGAGCUUGCGCAGCUCAAGGAAGCAGCGCCCAUCGAGUGGCGCCGGGAGGGCAUGUCUGUCUUUCUGCCAGCUGGUGAUGCGCAUCGCCAGGAACGGGAGGAGGCGCAGAUCCUCAUGCCAGCCAGCUAUUUUAUCGACGAUGGAACGUUCGAAACCCGGCACCGGGCCUUCAAGAACUUCACCUUCUCCGUACUGCUGAUGCUGGACUACGACGUUGGCACUCCACCACAAAGCCUGGUCGACUGCAUGUCACAUGGAACUGUACCCAUCAUCAUCGGUAAGCACCACAAGAUUGACUACACCCGCUACUUCUCCUACGCGCUGGUGAAGUUCAGAGACUUUUCGGUGGAGCAGGCCAUCAACUUCAUGUUGACAGCCCCUGCCGAUGCGCUGUACGUCUACGCCAACUCGGUGAAGAUUGUACAGGAGUUCUUCUACAUGAGGUACCGGCACCCUUUCCAUCUUCGCUUGCAGCGACAUGCGCAGAUGGCCUGCCAUGCACUGAAGAGCCCAGCGCCUGCACUGGCAUUCGUGGCCAUCUACUCUGCCAAAAAGAAUUUCGGCAGGCGUAUGGCGCUUCGAGACACCUGGUUGCCGUUGCUGAAGGCUCAUGGCCUUAGUCACAAGUUUUUCCUGGCGGGUACAGAAGUGGACGACCGGUCAGAAGUCGAUUCGCUGCUGCGGCGCGAGCGCGAUGUGUUCGAUGACAUGGUCUUCUUGACUGGGACGACGGAUGAGUACCCUAUUGGGCGCAAGGGUCUUGCUGCUGUUUUAUGGGCCGCACACAACACUGAAGCCCAGUUCUGGUUAAAGUUCGACGAUGAUCUAUACGUCCGACCACAUCUCCUGCUGAAUCGCUUGGCCAGUUUGCAGCGAGCGGAACUCUACUGGGGUGCCUUCGACUACAGCGGAAUGGUGGUGCGAGACUUGUCCGACCCACACUACACUCCCUACGAUGUCUGGCCAGAGCCGGUAUUCCCUGCCUAUGCUCGAGGUGCCGCUCUGGCGAUGUCUAUGGACCUGGUGCGCUUGAUCGCUGAGCACGAGGAGAAGCAGCCUUUCAAGAAGAUCCGGGUCGAAGAUGUCUCCUAUGGCUUUUACCUUUGGCAGCUGACGUAUGACAGGAAGGUUACCUCUGUGACCAUCUUCGACCGAGACGAGGACCACUUCGCCAUGGAUGCCAAGUGCUGCACGGAGGCAACCCAUCCGAAUAACUGCUGGCUGCCCCUCAAUGAGAAGACGUGGAUCGCUCACCACGUCACUCCCAGCACCAUCCGCUGCAUGUUUGCAAAGGAUCUGGGAUCUGGGUUCUACACUCCAUCAAGCUCAGAGGCACGAAGCAUGACAGGGCUUCUGGCCGAGAUGGCGGCGUUCGACUCGCACGUCCAAUCCGCCACCGGCACCAUUCAAGGAGGCAAGAUCCCGACUUCUGGGGCUGGACCUCCUGCGGACCUUUGUGGCUGUGUGGUCACCCCGCCUGCACACCCAGGCAAGCCCCUGCAGAGGGGAGGCAUGACGGAGCUGAGUAGCGGACCAAAGCUUCACGUCGGAUAG
This is a messenger RNA of Symbiodinium necroappetens, 1830 nucleotides long. Lineage: Eukaryota; Dinophyceae; Suessiales; Symbiodiniaceae. The record is from the annotation of a GenBank genome assembly.